Messenger RNA from Nasonia vitripennis (jewel wasp), 2151 nucleotides. RefSeq names its product glucose dehydrogenase [FAD, quinone]-like. The coding region runs from base 236 to 2086 and encodes 616 amino acids. Gene Ontology annotation, molecular function: flavin adenine dinucleotide binding; oxidoreductase activity, acting on CH-OH group of donors. Lineage: Eukaryota; Metazoa; Arthropoda; Insecta; Hymenoptera; Pteromalidae. The record is from RefSeq and is a predicted model, not a curated record. The transcript is spliced from 3 exons.
GUUGCGCUCGAAAGCUCGAAAGCGGAGGAAUCCAUUUGCAUGAUUCGCUUUGUAUGGGCGUCGUUAAGGCCUUCGCAAACGAGAUACCGUGCGAGCGAGCAAUCUGGCUUGAAUUUUUUUCGCGGGUUAUCGAAUGCGAUAAGCGAGCUAUACCCGUAAUCUCUUUGUUGGCGGUUUGUUUUACCUGCGUUAUUGACGCAGACGUUAGAAUAGUUGUGGUAAAUAGCUCGUCAAAAUGGCGUGGACUCCGGCUAACGUUACGGCCAAUUGUUCCAGCCACCCUUCGUCGUGUCAGCCCUCGGUACUGGCGUUCAUGGCCUUCUUGGUGCAACGCUUCGGUCAUUCCAACGACGAAUAUUUCGCCGACGCUAAAAAAUUUGAACCCUACGAGGAGUACGAUUUCAUCGUCGUCGGCGCUGGAAGCGCGGGAUGUGUCUUGGCCAAUCGAUUGAGUGAGAUACCAGACUGGAGAGUACUGCUCCUGGAAGCCGGGGAAGAGGAACCGAUGGUGGCGGACGUUCCAGCGUUCAAUAAGUUUCUAAGUGGAAGCAGUGCCGAUUGGGGGUAUACAACGCAGCCGCAGAGCAAUGCAUGUCUCGGCUCGGAGGAUAAAAAGUGCUCUUACGCUUCUGGAAAAGUGAUGGGCGGUACCAGUACAACGAACGCUAUGUACUAUUCUCGAGGCAACAAGCUGGACUACGACAACUGGGCUGAGCUUGGAAAUUUCGGAUGGAAUUACGAUGAGGUGCUUCGGUACUUUGUGAAAUCGGAAGACAACAGGGACGCAGACAUCGUAUCGAACGAUCCUAAGCGACACGGCACAGGAGGAUACUUGACGGUGCAAAGAUUUCCGUUCGUCGACAGGAACCUUCAGACCUUGAUCGACGCUUGGAAAGAGUUGGGAUACAAGCAAAUCGAUUACAACUCGGAGGAUCACAUCGGAUUCAACCGGGCCCAAUUCACAAGCUUGCACGGUUCCCGCCAAAGCACGAACGGAGCAUUCUUGAGACCCAUUCGCGGCAGAAGACCCAACCUCGUGGUGAAAGCCAGCUCUCCGACAACUAAACUCAUCAUCGACUCCAAUGCGCAGAGAGCUAUCGGCGUGGAGUACAGUUCUUUCGAUAACAAACAGAAAAUUCGCAAAGUGUUUGCGAGAAAAGAAGUUAUUCUAUCAGCUGGCGUGCUCAAUUCCCCCAAGCUUCUCAUGCUUUCUGGAAUCGGUAACGAGAAAUCGCUCGCCAAACUUGGUAUCGAAGCGAUAAAAGAUCUGCCGGUCGGCGAUAAUUUUCAGGAUCACGUCAACAUCAACCCUUUUACCGUGAUCUUUCAAAACACUUCCACGAUAGUGGGCAUCAGUGAGGUGCAAAACGACGCGACGUACUGGUUGAGUACGCACGAAGGGCCUCUGUCCACUUUGGGAUCUCCGUCGGAAAUGACCGGAUACGUGCAGACAUCUCGCGAGAAAAAUCCCGGCGUUCCGGACAUAUUGGUAGUAACGCAGAGCAGCAUCGUGACGGACGUCGAGAACGUACCGGCCAAUUUUUCUGCCGCUCCUUAUCCGCGUUCUUACUACAACGCCAUGGACAUAAAACUGAAACUGCUGAAUAUCCAGAGCAGAGGAUCGGUCGAGUUGAAUCAGAGCGAUCCUGUUUGGGGUGCUCCCCUGAUACAGCCAAACUUUCUCUCGAGCGAGGCGGACUUGGAAACGAUCGUGGAAGGAGCCCUCAUUGCAAAAAAGUUUUUGACAACCAGAGCCUUCAAAAGGGCCAAUAUCACCCACUAUAAAAAGCCAAAACCCGCCUGCAAGCAUUUGGACUUGGAAAGCGAGGCGUAUUUAAAAUGCGUAGCGGUAAAUUACACGGAGGCGGGUCUCCACGGAAUAGGCACUUGCAAAAUGGGUCCCGCGAACGAUCCCACUUCUGUAGUCGAUCCUAGGCUGCGGGUUCACGGGAUAAACAACCUGCGAGUCGUGGAUGCCUCCGUAAUGCCAGUCUUGCCGAGAGGAAAUACGAACGCGCCAACGAUCAUGAUCGCCGAAAAGGCAAGCGACAUGAUAAAGGAAGACUGGUCGGCUGAAUUUUCGUGAUGCAACUUUUGCGAUGGAUGUACAUCCUUUUUGCGCCUGUACGAGAAUAAAAAUACAAAAAUCUA